Cotesia congregata is the source of this 876-nucleotide messenger RNA. Lineage: Eukaryota; Metazoa; Arthropoda; Insecta; Hymenoptera; Braconidae. The record is from the annotation of a GenBank genome assembly.
AUGAAAGAAAUCACUGUUGCACUUCUUGCGAUAAGUUUUUUAGCAUUGACAAAUGCUCACACUUAUCACAUGGGAGAAUGCCCUGUUGUACAACCAGUGACUGAUUUCCAGAUGAGUAGACUGAGAGAUAUUAAAUCUAUCGUUACUCAUAAUUUGUGUCAACAGUUUUUGGGAUAUUGGUACGUCAUUCAAAAAACUUCAACUGCUAGUAAAUGCGUUGGAUACAAUUACACACGUGGCGAUGAACCUGGAGAAUACACAAUUUCUCAAGAAUCAAAUCAUCCAGUAUUGGGCCUUACUCCUCUGAAACAUGAGUAUCGUUAUACUGGUGAAUUAACUGUACCAGAACCAAGUACGCCAGCACUGAUGCAGGUUCGCUUCCCACUGAGUGUAGCUGGAAGUGCUUCCCACGUUAUUUUUGCAACAGAUUAUGAUAACUAUGCUGGUAUCUUUACUUGUCAAAAACUUGGAUUUGCACACCGUCGGAGUGCUACAAUUUUAUCACGUAUGAAAGAACUUGACAAAACGAAAGUUGAUGCUAUACGAACUAAGUUAAGCAGUUAUGGUGUUGAUCCUUAUGAUUUGAGUAUUGUACCCCAGAGUGGGUGCAAUGCUGGUCAAGAUCCCGUUAAAAUUGACAUUAAUCCAGAUACUUUUAGUUCUGAAAACGUUGGUAAAAUUUUCCGCAAAGCAGGAGAUAAAAUAAAAAAUGGUUUUGAAUGGGUUGUGAAUGCGGGAAAUAACGUUUACCAUAAAAUCACCGGUAGUGAGUCAAAUGAUUCUGGUAAAGAUAAUAUAAAAGACCAGCAACCUGGGACAGUCAGACCUAUUAGUCAUCCAAAAAUUGAAACCAAUGAAGUAGAAUGGAUUCCUUAA